This is a messenger RNA of Balaenoptera acutorostrata (minke whale), 1061 nucleotides long. It is a transcript of the gene GLT6D1, whose product is annotated as glycosyltransferase 6 domain containing 1. Lineage: Eukaryota; Metazoa; Chordata; Mammalia; Artiodactyla; Balaenopteridae. Gene Ontology annotation, biological process: carbohydrate metabolic process. Gene Ontology annotation, molecular function: hexosyltransferase activity. The record is from RefSeq and is a predicted model, not a curated record. Gene Ontology annotation, cellular component: Golgi apparatus; vesicle; membrane.
AUGGCGGUCCCAUACAACGCGCUUUUCUGGGACGCUGGUCUGGCGACAGUGGGGAAUAGUCAAGUAGAAGAACUUCAGCUCUCAAACUGGUUUAAUCCCAGAAAACGCCCUGAUGUGAUCACGGCCACAAACUGCCUUGCUCCUAUUGUCUGGGAAGGCACUUUCAGUAGACAGGUGCUGGAAAAACACUAUAGAAAGAAGAACCUCCCCCUGGGCUUGGCUGUCUUUGCUAUUGGCAGGUUUGCAGAGCAGUACCUGGAACUGUUCUUACACUCGGCAGGUAAGUACUUCAUGACCGGCUACAGAGUGGUCUUCUACAUCAUGCUGGACACCCUCAGCAGGCUGCCCCAGCUCGAGCGGGGGCCCCUCCGACAGUUCAGAGUGUUUACCGUCACAGAGGACAGCUGGCCGGACGGCGUCCACCUGAUGCGUAUGAAGAGCUUGGGCAAGCACAUCGUCCACAUCCAGGGCGAAGUCGACUUCCUCUUCAGUAUGACCGUCACCCAGAUCUUGCAGAACGACGUCGGGGUGGAGGUCCUGGGCACGUCUGUGGCUCAGCUCCACGCCUGGUGGUACUUUAAGAACCCCGGGAGUUUCCCCUACGAGAGGAGGCCCAAGUCAGCAGCUUGCAUUCCGUUUGGCCAGGGUGAUUUCUAUUACGACGGCGCGUUUGUGGGCGGCACGCCCCUCGAGAUCCUAAACCUCGUUGAGGAGUACCUGAAAAGUGUCAUUCAUGACCUCAAACUCGGGCUGAACAGCACCUAUGAAAAAUACCUCAACAAAUACUUUUUCCUCCGGAAGCCCACCAAGCCGUUAUCCCCAGAAUACAACUGGGACGCUGAGUUUUACCCGCCGCCCCAGGUUCAGUACGUCAAGGUGGCCCAGCAGUCCAAAAGGAGAUUUUGACUCGCCGGGGACCUCAGGUACCACCAGCGACAGUUCCUUAGAAUGUGGGAUGUCUUGAAACAUUCCAGGUUUCAGAGACAUAGACAUAUACACUCAUCCACGAGAAAUUUUUCCCCCUGCAGUGUUGAACCAUCCAAUUUGGCCAAUGCAGGAUA